Oldenlandia corymbosa var. corymbosa is the source of this 2887-nucleotide messenger RNA. The record is from the annotation of a GenBank genome assembly. NCBI's taxonomy places the organism in Eukaryota, Viridiplantae, Streptophyta, Magnoliopsida, Gentianales, Rubiaceae.
AUAGUCAUAGAUUCUUUCUCUUUCUCUCUCUUUCCUCCCUCCCUCCCUCCCUCUUCAUCAAAUUCGAUAAGAACCCUUCUUUGUUGAAAUCUCAAUUCAGAAUCUUUACUCCUUUUCUUCUCUCUUCCGGGCUUUUCAUCAUCUAGGUUAGAUGAGUUCCCUCUUCUUCGUUCAUAUAGAUUUAGCUCUUGAUUAUGGAUUUUUGUUUAGAUCACAACAAUUAGUCUAGGGUUUUUGUUGAUUUUACCUGGAAAUUUGAUUCUUCUUUCUUUUGAUGGUAUGAAGUUUGUUUGAUCCGAGGUUUUUGAUUGCCUGUUCUCUGUGAUUUGAAUACUUCUUCUGUUUUAGUUGAAUAGUUUAUCUCUGCCCAUAUCAUACCGUGCUAUAUUUUUCAUGUUUUAUUUAUUUAUUUAUCUUUUGAUGUGUUUAGAUAUUAUCUUCGUCGUGAUAUGUUAUAAGCUGAUGAUCAAACUUAAAAGAGGAUGAAAAUUUGGUGUUCAAUAUCAGUUCUAAGUUCUAACUUCUAAUCGGACCAUAAUGUUUAUCUCGAAGAUUCUGUUUGAGCAAGAUUCUAGUUACUAUCAAGUUAAUCGUUGAAGAUGUGUAUAUGGGUUCGGCUUGUGUCUUUCUUUUGCUAGUAGCUUCUAGUAUCUUAUUAAUAUGUUUGCAUUAUAUUGGUUAUGGUUCAAAGAGCUAAAUAGUCUGGAUGUUUGUUUUUGAGAUUCAUAAUGUGCAAAAUUCCGUUAGGAAAGUGUAUGAUGAAGGUGUCUUGGUUGACAAAUAUGAUUCUCAUGAUGACUUUUCUUGCCAUUCGCAACGAGGGACAUGUAAAUUGUAGGAUGUGGAGUUGUUUCGCUGGAUAUUGUUGCUCCACUUUAUGUAAUGCUAUGACUUGUUAGUUUGCUCUUAUUUUUGUUUGGGAAGUGAUAAUCUGUCCAAACUUUGGUGAGUAUGUUAGGCAACUGUUUUAUUGUUAAACAAAAAGUCUAUUUUAUAGCCGAGAAUCAUAAAUACAGAGUGUUUUUAAUGUUACCCCAUACGAAGUUUUGAACUCUUACUAACAUUUUAAUGUUAUUUUUAAGGAUCUAAUAUCUGGUAUAUUUUCUUUGUAGGACAAUGAUUAAGCUAUUCAAAGUAAAGGAAAAGCAGAAGGAACUUGCUGAAAAUGCCAAUGGGAAACCUCCUGGCAAGAAGCAAAGUGCUGGAGAACUUCGCCUCCACAAAGGUUAUUCCCUCCUCUCCGUUGUUAAUGUUUAAUCAUCUCUGAGCUGCAAGAAUGGCACCUUAUGUUGUUGGCUUGAUACUCUCCGGUCAUAGGAACUUUUUGUCUUUUGGUUGGUUUCUUGAUGAUAUGUGCCAUAGGCUUUCAGCUUUCUUAAUAAGCAAAAAGGUUUGGACUUAAAAUCGUUUAUACAUCCCAUGUUGUUGAUUGCUGAUGUUGGUAUUGUAUGAAGGUUGGGGGUUUAAUGAAAUGUGAAACUGAUGCUGUAAGGUUUUUUUCAAAGAUGCCACCAUUUGUCCUCUGUCAGAAAUUCCCAUAAACUCUAUGCCGCUUAAGAUUUAGUUUAGGACAAUGGAGGAGUUAACACUUUUUUGAACUGUGAUUCACUUGUGCAAAUCGUUUGAUGAUUUCUUCUUUACCCAACUCAUGAAUGAUGAAUUGAAACAUAGUGUACCUUGCAUUGGAUAACCUCGUGGUUGUGCUAACUUCAAUUAUUUACUUUACUUGGUGUUAACACAUCAAGUGCUCUUGAAUACUUAUCACUCUACUGAAACUAAAGGCAUUAAGUACUACUGAAGGUAGCAAAUUUGGCAUGUUCCUUCUCACCUGUCUCGUGCAUGAGAGUGCUCUGCUUACACGUCCUCUUAUCUGCAGAUAUUAGUGAAUUGAAUCUGCCGAAAACAUGCACCAUAUCAUUCCCCAAUGGCAAGGAUGACCUCAUGAAUUUUGAAGUUACGAUUAGGCCAGAUGAAGGAUACUAUAUGUAAGGAUUACUUUUUCGAAACCUGCAAAUUUCUGAAGGAAAUUUAUUGGCCUUUCAAUUGAAGUCUGAUGUUUCUUUUCCUGUUUAUGGAUUCCAGGAAUGGCACCUUUGUCUUCUCUUUCCAAAUUUCUCCUAUCUAUCCUCAUGAAGCCCCAAAGGUCAAAUGCAAGACAAAGGUGACAAAACUGCUUCAUUUUCUUAAACCAUCUUCUUCUUUCUGUCACUUCUGCUGUUCAAAUCAUUUGAGUGUACCAGUUUACAAAUUGAAUAGUUCAUUUCAGGUAUAUCAUCCUAAUAUUGAUUUGGAAGGAAAUGUUUGCUUGAACAUCCUUCGAGAAGACUGGAAACCUGUGCUGAACAUAAACACAAUCAUCUAUGGCCUGUUUCAUCUUUUUACGGAGCCUAAUCACGAAGAUCCUCUGAAUCCUGAUGCCGCUGCUGUGUUAAGAGACAACCCAAAGCUGUUUGAGUCAAACGUAAGGAGGGCAAUGGCAGGUGGUUAUGUUGGGCAGACAUACUUCAAUCGCUGCUUGUAGUGUGAUGCAGCAUUUUAGUUCAAUGUCGUUGCUGGUGAUGUUACAUCCUAAGUCUCUGUACAUUUUGUGCGCAAAAUUAAACUAUCUGUGGUAAUUAUGCAAGCAUAUUUGAUGCGGGUUACGAAGUCCUUAUGUUCUAAAGUCAUCGUAACUCGCAGAAGCUGCUUUUAUGCGAUUGUAACUUAAAUUAUCUGUCAAAUUGAUUUUGUAACAGAAAAGUAGCCCCCAUUUGAUUCUGAUGAAACUAUCUUUGCCGUUUUCUCUUUGUUUUGGCUUGUGCAUUAGUUCCAGAAGCUUGAAUACUCAUCAGUUCCAGUAAACUCAUAUCAUGAAUGUGUCUAAGCCUCAUAAAUUUACUCAUUGAGG